AUGUUGGUGGAGGAUAUGUCGAGAAAUAAGUGUUUUUUUCACAGGCUCGAGUAUCACAUAUUUCACGUUUUAUAUCCAUUUGUGACCUAUUUACUGACUCUCCCUCAUAUAUAUAAUCUAACAUGUUCAUUAGUUGGUUGUGUAAUGUGAUUCUCCAUCGAUACUUCUAUACUUUGGCAAAGAGAACCAAAUAAUAUGACAAAUUAGUUAAUGCAAUAAUUUAUUUUUAUUUUAAUUUUUAAAUGUGUUAAUUAAAAAUAAGUCCCUAGAUCCAUUUAUAACUCCUAUGCUUCAUCCCAGAUGUCUAUAGUUUAGUGAUGCAUUUAAAGUGAAAUUUUACAAAUGUCUCCAACUGCCAUCUCUAAAAAAAAAUAGUAAACUGUUCUAGCAGAAACUAAAAAUGUGCCAGCCUGAGUACCGCCCAAGGCGGCAAGGAAUUCCGCUCCCAUCAGUUAUAAACAAAUAAACUUUACCAAAACCUUGCCUCAGUAAAUAAAAACACGCAAUUUCCAGACGCUGUGAUGAAAGUCGCCCUUGGUCUUACAAUAUUACGUAACAUAUUUAGAUUAUCGAGACUUAAUGGCUACGGUACGAACAGAGUAUUGGCAAAAAUACAUUUUCAUUUAGCAGAAACAAAAAAAUUGUGUGUGUGUGUGCACGUAGUGUGGGGCGGGGGGAAUUUAUGAAAUGUCCCAUCCAAGGUGACAACUUUGUUCCAAUGGGGUAAGAGUAGGGCUUCUGGGGUUCCAUUUAUUUUUUAAACAUUCAUUUAAAAAAUAUAAAACAAAUUAUUGCUGAUACAGAGCCAUUCUCUAAAAGCGAGUUUUCUUGAGGUUUGUCCACAUUUUCAUUACUUUUUUCUGAAUAUUCCAGUGAUAUCUGCAAAUGCAGAGUCUCAUUUUACGGAAGUGAAAACAAGGAAGUACGUUUUUAAAAUACAUUUUUAAACAUUGUACAGAUCUUGUGUUUACACUUGCUAGUACCGAUUCUGUGUAAAUGUUUUGAUAAAUUGCUCUAAUUCUUCUACAGAUAUUUUCUUUUCAAUGAAAAAUGUGUAGGUAUUUAAAGACAUUCAGUAGGCCAUGCACAAAAUCUAUAAAAGUAAUGGGGGUAGGUGAGCCAUAAACAAACUUUGCCGUGGGCCCCACUGAUCCGCGAUACACCACUGCUUGGUUCCCUGCGCUCUCGCGACCGCUCGGGGCGACCGGCUGUACCGGUGUGCACUGCCUAAUGCGGUGGUGUCCAGUACAAUUUACAAGCAAAACAAAGUACUAUUUACAGUUUCUCAUAGUGAUUUGAAAUUUUCCACAAAUAAUAUUGUCGCGUGUCACCAGUGACAUCCCACAGGUUGUAACAAGUUCGACCGUUAAUUUGUUAGAUAUUUUUGAACUGUCGCAGCAGUAUAGGUGAUGUAAACGAUAGCUCGCUUCAUGUCGUUUCGUACAACUGCUGUGCAAACCCGUGAUAAUUAUAACUGUCACUGUCCUCUUGGAUGUGUUGCUCUGUAUAAAAGUCCCGACGUUUCGGAGGAACCUCUUGUCUUCAUCCUUAGGGUAGAAAAGUAAUCCUCUCGGUGAAGUGAGGGCACUGGUAUGGCGUGCUCAGAAGACGAAAACACCAGGCCCAUCCGAAACGCUGGAGUUUUUCUAACAGAGCACAUGGCUUCGCAUUGCUCUACAUAGCGAUCUUCAUAUUCAGCGCCGUAAGAACAUAAAAUGUUACGCCCGUAACAAUUAUUUUGAUACCUUUCUUUAUCACCUUCGUUUGUGAAUUAUCUUGAUGAGUAAAGUGUUUCAUACAGCAACCAGCAAAAAUGGCCGACUCGGAGAAAGAAGAAGCAGCAAAUCUGCAAAUGGAGUUUGAGUGGGUUUUGCAUGAAGAGGUUCAUGCUGUACUUAAUCAACUUCAUACCAUUUUAUUGGAAUGCGUUCGCCGGUUCCCUGUCCCCUUGUGUGGCAAUGAUGGGGCACAAAAGCAGGACAAGUUUGUUUUGACAGCACCUCCAGAACAACUGAAGUGUGUGGUGACAGUAACGGGGGACAGCAUCACACAUGCGGACAUUAACUUCAAGGUUCAACGCCAGCAGAAUGUGAUACACCGCACAAUGAUUCAGAAUGACAACCCUUGGAAACUGCAGCAGGUUCAGGAUGCAGGUAACCAUCUGCAACAAGCUAUCCUGCACAUUGAAAAUGUUGACAAAGAUUACAUGUUCAAAUCAUCAGAGGAAGUAUUACAUGUCUUGGGGAACAUUUUGGGUUGCUUGCAACGCGGACGUAGCAGUCUGAUUGUACCUCGAAAACGUACGAUAGAUGAUUUAAUGAAGAGUCGGAAUAUGAAAUCUUUAGCUCCAAGUCUCCCUGAAGAUUUGGCUAUCAGUUUCUAUAUUCAGAGUCACAAGCUGAUCUUUGCAGUGUACCAGCUCAGCAAUGUUCAUGGUACCAUGAAAUUUGACUCUCAUCAGGCAGAAUGCUCCAUCCCGUGGCUUAACGAGGUGUUGGUACUUUUCACUGUAGCUCUGCAACUUAGCCAGCAACUUAAAGACAAGAUCUGUGUGUUCUCUCAGUACAGAGAUUUCACUGUUGGGUCACGCUCAAAUUCAGCUCUGUCUUGGUGAGGAACAGCAGGAUAGUGGAUGUUUAGUAUCAAGUGGACACUUGCUAAGAGUGAAGUGAUGGAUGGCUGGGAAUUGGCAAGUGAAGUGGCUACAAGACCCGAGUGCCAGCUGAUCUGUGAUAGCUGUUCCCAGCAACUAGUUGCUUCAUCCUCACUCAUCAUUAUUUAUUGAAUAUAAUCAGCAGUCUAAUUGAGGACAUUUAACUUCCAGCCAGACAUUCCAUUUCCUUCUUGUUGCAGUUCAUAGUUCAGUAGUGAGAACAUACGUAUUUACAGCUCUCGAUUAAACGAUUAAGUUUUAAUUGUUUAAAGGCUCAAGCAGAAAGUUAAAUAUAUGUUUACUCCACUGUGCUGUGCAGGAUAACAAGGAAUAUUGAGUAGAAAUUACCAUGAAGUGUAGGAAUCAUCUCUUUCCUGUCGGAAGACAUAUUACCAGUGAACCUCGUGUUUAGUAGUGACUGGUCUUUGAGUCCUAAUUUGUUUUCAAUUUUGAAAAUGUAUAUACUUAAUAUAAAAAUAUGGGAAAAUAGGUAGCUUUAGAGCACUAAGAGAUUAGCUCGUAAACAUGUAAA
Molecule: messenger RNA, 3185 nt
Organism: Cryptotermes secundus
Lineage: Eukaryota; Metazoa; Arthropoda; Insecta; Blattodea; Kalotermitidae
Gene: rogdi
Product: protein rogdi
Exons: 7
Coding region: 1814-2614 (266 amino acids)
Cellular component (GO): RAVE complex
Source: RefSeq, a predicted model, not a curated record